AUGGCUUCUAUUAUAACAUCUAAAAUGCCGAGUGCGAGUGUUGAGACUGUUGAAAACGGCGCAAAAGAGCAAUGGACUGCUUUCCGGUCUUCGAAAACUUUUAUAAUUAUCGUAGUUUCUGUUGCGAUUUUUGCGGAUGUCUUUAUAUAUGGAAUGGUAAUACCUUUAAUCCCAGCUAUUCUGAGGGACCGACUUCACUUACCUGAUGAUCAAUUGCAAACAUGGAUGGCGAUCUUGCUCGCAACAUUCGGCGGCGCACUGCUAAUUAGUUCCCCUGUUGUUGGAUAUUUCGCCGACAAAGGCUCUUCACGCAAACUCCCAUUUCUAGUCGGGCUGAUUGCAGUCGCCGGCGCGACGAUAAUGUUCUGGCUUGCUAGGUCUCCCGCGACGAUGAUCAUCGCACGUAGCUUGCAGGGACUGGCUGAAGCUGCCAUGUGGACUAUCGGAAAUGCCCUCGUGGUUGAUACGAUGAGAAAGGAUCAGCUGGGUGUUGCGAUGGGGUAUGUCUCCAUGUCGAUGAACAUUGGGACCAUGGCGGGACCAGCUUUGGGUGGGAUUCUGUUGGACCGAGCAGGCUAUGAUUCAGUAUUCAUGGUCGCAUUAGCCCUAAUCGGUGUCGACGUCGUGCUUCGGUUACUCAUGAUCGAACCAACGACCAAACCACAAGGCAAAAGCCUUGAGGGCGAAACGGAGCCCUUACUGAGGGAUGAUCCUCCUAUAGACUACCAGACUCGUAGUCUGAAUCAGUCACACCUCGAUGUAGAAGGCUCUCUACGCCCUCAUACACCGAGUUGCAUCCCGCCUAUCGUCCGUCUAGCGAUGUCCGGCCAGCUCUUGGUACUACUGAUUGCAAGUAUUGUUGAUGCGGCAAUUUGGACCACUUUUGAAACGACCGUCCCAGUAUUUGUGAUCCAAAACUUCAAAUGGGAGUCUUUCGAGAUCGGCAUGUGUUUCUUGGUCUUGACAUUGCCUAGUGUCAUUUCUCCAAUCAUCGGAUCAAUCAUCGACCGUUACGGCCCCCGCAUCGUAUCCGUCACCUCAUUCAGCUCCCUCGUCCCGAUUUUCAUCCUUUUCCAAUUCGUCACCGACGAUUCACGUCAAUCACGCAUCUUAUUCAUAGCAUUACUUAUCGGAGCUGGUUUCUCCUUCUCCGCAAUACUGCUCCCACUCAUAGUAGAGAUCAGCGAGCCAAUCGAACGCAAAGAGAAAGAAUCUCCAGGAAUCUUUGGCGCGAAAGGUGCCAAUGCUCAGGCAUAUGCUCUUCAUGGUAUGGCCUGGGCCUCUGGACAGUUACUGGGACCUAUAAUUGCGGGAACCCUCGCCCAGACAGCUGGGUGGGGAGUCAUGAACAUUGUCAUGGCGGUGGUGAGUGGCUCGACUGCGUUGAUGUUGGCUUUGACGAGCGACAAAAUUCGUGAAAUGUUUUAG
This is a messenger RNA of Talaromyces amestolkiae, 1428 nucleotides long. RefSeq lists its product as uncharacterized. NCBI's taxonomy places the organism in Eukaryota, Fungi, Ascomycota, Eurotiomycetes, Eurotiales, Trichocomaceae. Gene Ontology annotation, molecular function: transmembrane transporter activity. The record is from RefSeq and is a predicted model, not a curated record. The transcript has 8 exons. Gene Ontology annotation, biological process: transmembrane transport. The coding region runs from base 1 to 1428 and encodes 475 amino acids.